GGGAAGAUGGUGCGUUGCUUGUGCCAUGCCGCUGACGGACACUCUACAAGCAUUCAUGGGCAUUAAUUCGCCGUUCUCUUCAUCAUAUUCCAGUGCACAUUAUUGUUCAUCAGCGACAGUUUUGUCCUGACAGAAACGUCUGGGCCAACGACUCAGAGAUGCUGUUAUCGCAUCACCUCGUAGAAGCCUAACAGACCAUGAUGAAGACCGAAUCCUCAUCCUCCUCCAAGCCAGCGAGCACCACCGCGCUCCGCAGCCCCUCUCCUCACCGCAACGCGUACGAGGCGGCGGGGAUUCAGGCGCUGAAGCCGGCGAACGAUGUCAUAAAUAACGGCGACGCUCAGGAUGGCAAGCCUAAACUCACCAGCCGCGGUCGCGCGUACGGCUCGAACGUGCACCGCAUCAAAAACAUGUUCAUGCAGAUGGGCGCAUCCUCACCCACCGAGGUUGAAGACGCGCAAAAGGCAAACGGCGACGGCAAAGCGGUGCGUCUCACGCUCCCGCGGGCUGGCAGCCUGAACGAGAACGUGGAUCACAGCGCGCUGCUCAAACUAGGAUCUAGCGUCUCCGAGCGCGUCAACCGCUUCGAUUGCAAAACGGACGCGUCGCCCAGGUACUCGAAGCUGCAGGAGACAAGGAAGAUCUUUGAGCAGCAGCAGCAGGAGAAGCAGGCGGCUUCUAAUCGCGUGCUACUGAAGAAAGAGCGCGCCGCGGGCUUUCAUGAUGCGUCACGUUUGGAUGUGGUCGCGCGUUUUAACGGCAGCACGGAGUCGUUGGAUAGCCUGGACGCGAUCGGUGGGACCGGCGAGGCCGUGUCGCCCACUGUCAGCCAGCUCAGUGCCGUUUUCGAGCGGGCCGCCGAGCUGCGGAACAACCUGCACCGGCUAUCCAACACGCCCCCGCUGCCUUUACGCGGGGUCACCGGCCGGGUCGGUGCGCUCAACUCAAAAAUCAUCACCAAACGGGUACGCGCUUUUCCUUCAGGGUCAUACAAGGAGGAUGGGGUAAACCAGCACCAGGAUGAACAAGAUGGAAGGUGUAGCAGCCUCAAUGGAGCGUCUGAGCUUCAGGACAUUAUCACAGCUGUGGAUACAGAGUCUUUGGAUGAGAAAAAGACAAGGGAGAAGGAUGAAUCCAGUGCCAAUGAAUCUAAGACUCUAGAUAAGCGUAAGCCAGGACAGGCCUAUGCCACAGAGGCAAAAGGUACUCUUAUUUCUGCUGAUGUCCGUAAUUUGGAAAAUGGGGGAGUUACUUCCAAUGGAGAGGCUCUGGAGAGAGACACUAUGGAGUCUGGCAUCACCAGCACUGGGAGGAAGGGCGAGGAUGGACAUGCUCGUCCAUCAGUGGGGGUCAGUAAGAAGGAGGAUGAUGAUGGUACUCUGAAGGAGAAUUACUCUAAGGCUGAUUUGGUGGAUAUCAGUGCCUACAAUGCAGUAGGAGAAGACUCUGGUGGUAGUCAGCUCGAGGAUGAGGAGGAUGAAGAUGAUGUAUAUGAGCCACAGUCAAGCUGCUCUGAGGUUGCUGGAUUACCUGUGGAGGAGGAUCCGCCCCCAAGCCGGAAAAUUAAAUUCAGUACUGCACCCAUUAAG
Molecule: messenger RNA, 1589 nt
Organism: Sinocyclocheilus grahami
Lineage: Eukaryota; Metazoa; Chordata; Actinopteri; Cypriniformes; Cyprinidae
Product: neurabin-2-like
Exons: 1
Biological process (GO): neuron projection development; actin filament organization; calcium-mediated signaling
Cellular component (GO): postsynaptic density; dendrite; cytoplasm
Molecular function (GO): actin filament binding
Source: RefSeq, a predicted model, not a curated record